UGGCCUCUGUCCCUGAUGACCCAGUUAUUAUUUGAUUUAUGUGGACUCGCAGCUGCCCUCGCUCCGACCCCCAGGAAGGCUGUGUGGGAAGUUUGUAUCUCGGAGCCACAGCGCUGCUCUGCGCAGUGUCUGGAGCCCAGGGUAUGCACAGGAGCUGAUAAAUAGGGAAAAGGCCCGGGCUGCUCCAGCUGGACUCAGAGCUCAGACCAGUGCUACAGCCUCACCGACUCGUCUCUGGAAGCAAGAAACUCUGGAGCUACCAUUGCCUUAAAAGUCAAUCACACAGCAAAGUGAAUGAAACAGUGCAGCUGGGAGCAGAACAUGGCCAACACGUUUGUGGCUGUACCCGAUGGGUAUUGUGUUCCUGAGCCCAUUCAGUAUUAUGAUGUUUUACCGGAGCACAUCAACUACCAGCUGCAAGACGUGGAUUUUCAGACUGUGCCAUACUGCCAAUACUCAACAGCCCAAAUUCCUCCUCCAGCGUUACAGGCACCACCUUCCCAGCCGCCAUACGGCAUAUAUGGCCUGGACUCUCCCUACAGCGAUGGGCAGUGUGCCAUCAGCACCUGUGAGCUGAGCAAAGGCCCUUUUGCAGCUCCCCACACUGACGGUGGUGGGUACCAAGGGCUGAAACGGCCGCGACUGAGCCACUCUUCUCCAAGAGUAAAGGGGCAGGAGGAGCUGUGUGUGGUGUGUGGCGACAAGGCCUCAGGCUACCACUACAAUGCACUCACCUGUGAGGGCUGUAAAGGCUUCUUUCGACGCAGUAUAACCAAAAAUGCAGUGUAUCGGUGCAAGAACGGUGGUCACUGUGAAAUGGACAUGUAUAUGCGAAGAAAGUGUCAGGAAUGUCGCCUGAAGAAGUGUAAAGCUGUGGGAAUGCUAGCAGAAUGUUUGCUGACUGAAGUUCAGUGCAAGUCAAAGCGACUCAGGAAGAAUUUCAAACAGAAAAGCAGCUUUCUUUGCAACAUAAAACUGGAAGACGAGGGACUGAACAGUAAGCAUGUAUCAUCUACAACAAGAUCUGGAAAAAUCCCAGAGAAGAUGGAACUUACACCAGGGGAAAAUCAGCUUCUUGACAACAUUGUAGCAGCACACCAAAAAUACACAAUUCCCCUUGAGGAAGCAAGGAAGUUUCUACAAGAAACUGCAAGUCCUGAAGAGAGUUUUCUCCGUCUCUCUGAGACAGCAGUUGUCCAUGUGCAGGUGUUAGUGGAUUUCACAAAAAGACUUCCAGGAUUUGAGAGUUUAGCUAGUGAAGAUCAGAUUGCGCUGCUGAAAGGAUCAACAGUUGAGGCGAUGUUUUUGCGCUCGGCCCAAAUAUAUAACCAAAGAAUCAGUGAAUGCCAACCAUCAGCAAGUGAAAGUCAAGUCAGACUUUCUGAUCGUGGGACAUGUUGUCAUGUUCAAAGCCUUGAUAAAAACAUUUACUCCGUGGAAAUGUCUCACAGUGAAGAGGGCCCAACCUCCACUACUACUACAGGGAUAACGGAGGAGUUCAUUACAGCGCUGUUUUACUUCUACAGAAGCAUGGGGGAGCUGAAAGUCACUGAGCCUGAGUACGCCUUGCUUGUUGCAACUACCGUGUUCUUCUCAGACCGCCCACUGCUGCGGAACCGGCGCCUUGUGGAGGAGCUGCAGGAGCCACUGCUGGGCCUCCUCUACAAGCACGCCCGGAUCCACCACCCUGCAGACCCACAGCGCUUCGCACGCCUCGUGGGGCGCCUGACGGAGCUGCGCUCCCUGCGCCAUGGGCACGCGCAGGCGGUGCGGCGUGCGACCGACCCACGGCUGCGUGCACUGCUGCGUGGGCUGCGCGACCUGCACUAGUGCCUGACAGAUCCCGACGGCGCAUGACAGAGACCGACAGCAAACAACAGUGCCCGACAAAGACCGACAGCGCCCAACAAAGACCGACAGCACCCAGCAGUACCUAACAAAGACCGACAGCACCUGACUGAGCCCGACAGAGCCCGACAGCGCCUGACAGAGCCCGACAGCGCCCGACAGUGCCCGGCAGCAACCGGCAGAAGACCAACAGCACCUGACAAGAGACCAACAAAGACCGAUAGUGCCUGAUAGAGCCUGACAGAGCCUGUCAGCGCCCAACAGCACCCGACAGCACCCAGCAGAGACCAACAAAGACUGACAGCGCCUGACUGAGCCCGACAGCAGUCGGAAGAGACCGACAGAGCCCGACAGCACCCAAGAAGGACUGACACCACCUGACAGAGACUGACAGCGCCCAGCAGAGACCAACAGCGCCUGGCAGAGCCUGACAGAGACCAAUUGAGCCUGACAGCACCCAACAGUGACCGGCAGAGCCCAACAGUGACCCGCAGAGACCAACAAUGACCGACAGAGCCCAACAGUGCCCCGCAGAGACCAACAAAGACCGACAGAGCCUGACAGCACCCGGCAGCGACUGACUGAGCACGACAGCACCCAACAGAGACCAGCAGUGCCUGACUGAGCCUGACAGCAACCGAAAGAGACUGACAGAGCCUGACAGCACCCGACAGAGACCGACACCACCUGACAGAGACUGACAGCGCCUGGCAGAGCCUGACAGAGCCCGACAGCGCCUGGCAGAGCCUGACAGAGCCCAACAGCGCCCAAUUGAGCCUGACAGCACCCAACAGCAACCGACAGAGCCCGACAGUGCCCCGCAGAGACCAACAAUGACCGACAGAGCCCGACUGCACCCAACAGAGACCCACAGCACCCAACAGAGACCAGCAGAGACCCACAGCGCCCAACAGAGACCAGCAGAGACCAACAGAGACCCACAGUGCCCAACAGAGACCAACAGAGACCCACAGCGCCCAACAGAGACCAACAGAGACCCACAGUGCCCAACAGAGACCAGCAGAGACCAACAGAGACCCACAGCGCCCAACAGAGACCAGCAGAGACCCACAGUGCCCAACAGAGACCAGCAGAGACCAACAGAGACCCACAGCGCCCAACAGAGACCAACAGAGACCAGCAGAGACCCACAGCGCCCAACAGAGACCAGCAGAGACCCACAGUGCCCAACAGAGACCAGCAGAGACCCACAGCGACCAACAGAGACCAGCAGAGACCCACAGUGCCCAACAGAGACCAGCACAGCACCUGACAGAGACCAUGACCCACAGCGCCCGCCCCGC
Molecule: messenger RNA, 3152 nt
Organism: Cuculus canorus (common cuckoo)
Lineage: Eukaryota; Metazoa; Chordata; Aves; Cuculiformes; Cuculidae
Product: bile acid receptor
Exons: 11
Coding region: 295-1830 (511 amino acids)
Biological process (GO): bile acid signaling pathway; cell differentiation; positive regulation of transcription by RNA polymerase II
Molecular function (GO): zinc ion binding; RNA polymerase II cis-regulatory region sequence-specific DNA binding; nuclear receptor activity
Source: RefSeq, a predicted model, not a curated record